AUGGAGGUUCUACCCUGCCUUAUGGAUGAGAACUCUGCCUUGCGGAGGGAAGAAGAGAUCAAGUGGAUAUGCCCAACUGCUCCUACUUGCCUAGUGGCUAUACUUGGUGGAUUCCCUCGCACUGCAUGGUUUGACGUUAGAGAACUUUCAGAAGAUAGUCCUGAUGUUUUUGAAGGUUUAGACACUUCAGUAGUGCAUAUUGCAAACUUCUUGUCAACAGAGCCUGCUGAUAUUAAACUUGGUAUCGAGGGUUUUAGUAUGGGUGUUGCAACUGCCCUCUACUCUGCAACUUGUUUUGCCCAGGGACAAUAUGGAAAUGGGAUCGAUUACCCUGUUAACUUGAGGGCUAUUGUUGGUCUAAGUGGUUGGCUUCCUGGUUCAAGUUUAUGCACGACGUUGAGGAACAAGAUAAAACGAUCACAGGAGGCUGCAAGGCGUGCUGCAUCUUUGCCCAUUUUGCUCUGUCACGGAAUUU
Molecule: messenger RNA, 475 nt
Organism: Camellia sinensis
Lineage: Eukaryota; Viridiplantae; Streptophyta; Magnoliopsida; Ericales; Theaceae
Source: RefSeq, a predicted model, not a curated record